GACGGAAUCUGGUUGGCAGGGUAACCGGCCUUCAGUUAGUGCCUUCAGUGGGUGCCUUCAGUUGGUGGCAGUUGGUUGCCUUUCCUGGAGAGAGGUGGCAGGUGCUCAGCUCUGCAGGCGUGGGGGCAAGCGAAGGCCCAAGCUGCCCGAGAAGAGCAGAGGUGCCCCGCGGGGACCACGCUGACUUGUUGCCUGUGCACCAAAGCCAGCCCCAGGCAGGGCCCACGCAGGGCUUCUGCGGAGCCGUCUUGCGACUCUGACAUCUAUGAGUGGGCAGCCAGGAAAGGCUCAGGCGCCAGCACAGAGGAGCAGAGGCACCCGGAACAAGCUGUCCCUUAAUGCCAGCCCCAAGCGGGGCCAGCUGAGGGUGCGGUGUUUGGAGCCGUCCUGCAGCUCGGAGAUCCAUGAGGUGGCAGUGGGAGUAGCGCCACACUCCACUGAUUUGGAGCCUGCCCAGUCUGAUUGAGGAGCCUUGGCUAGCAACACGUAGGCGACCCGAAGACGCCAAAAGGGAGAGGAGCAGAAGACCUUCUGGUGUGGGCUGGACAGCAAUUCACUUGCAGGAGAAACAGCCCGGGUGUGGAGAGGUGGCCAUCCUUGACGGGAUCCUUUCUAAGGAGCCGAGAAAUCAAAGCAGAGCUUCCUCUAUCUGAUUCUCUAACAACUGCAAACCUUCCAUGAGUCAAGCUUUUUGUCAAAAGGACAAAUUAAAAGGACCUAUAAAUGGCACCACCCAGCCCAAUGCACAGAUGCCCCAGGCUGCACAUUCUGCCAGUACUGUUCUCGAAGAGGCCCAGGCACAUGCUGAAACAUGGAAGGAAAAGAAGCUAGCCCUCGGGAACCACCAGGAGCCAGGAGCACCCCGGGCCCCGCACAGCCCCAAGUCCAGCCUGCCCCGCCCCCUCCGGUGCAGAGGUCCUGGGACACCAGUGGCAGCCCCGCCACACCCCCCAAGGCCAAGGGCACAGGCAGCGGGGACUUGCCCGCCCCGCCCGACUACUUCCUGCCGCCACAGCCACCAAUGCCGCCCCUGAAGUACCCAGAGCUCCCGCCGCCGCCCCCGGACUUCAUGGAGACACCCCUGGACUUUGUGCUCCCUCCCCUCGCUGACGCCAAGAGGCCUCCUAUGCCCCACACCCCCAACAGGCACGAAGCAUCAAUGUUCACAAGCAGCAAACGAAUAAAAGUUAAACGUUCUUCCUACUGCAUUUCUAUAAGGAUUAUUGGGUCAGUCGAUCUUGAGGUCAACACUAUAAUUAAAACUAGCUUUCACUAUCCCAUGCCUUCUUAA
Messenger RNA from Symphalangus syndactylus (siamang), 1291 nucleotides. Its product is annotated as amyloid beta A4 precursor protein-binding family B member 1-interacting protein-like. NCBI's taxonomy places the organism in Eukaryota, Metazoa, Chordata, Mammalia, Primates, Hylobatidae. The record is from RefSeq and is a predicted model, not a curated record.